Molecule: messenger RNA, 824 nt
Organism: Pneumocystis carinii B80
Lineage: Eukaryota; Fungi; Ascomycota; Pneumocystomycetes; Pneumocystales; Pneumocystaceae
Exons: 4
Coding region: 47-778 (243 amino acids)
Biological process (GO): protein K48-linked deubiquitination
Cellular component (GO): nucleus
Molecular function (GO): cysteine-type deubiquitinase activity; ubiquitin binding
Source: RefSeq, a predicted model, not a curated record
AUUUCAUGAAUUAUUUAGCUGUUAGACUUAGAAAUUAGACAAAACAAUGGAUGUAAAAGAAAGCCCUGAUCCACUUGUUCAUAAUUGUAUUUCUAUCCAAGAAUUGCUGAAUGAAUAUAAAGAAAAUGAGACUUUUUAUAAAAAAAUAAAAGCCUUAGGAAACAUGUCAUUAUAUCGUAUAAAACGAGAUGGAGAUUGUUUUUAUCGAGCUUUAUGUUUUGGAUGGCUUUGGACAUUAAUGCAUCAAACAGCAAGUGAUUCUGAAAAAAAUAUAAUUGAAUUUAGUAAGACGACAGAACUACUUCAAAAGAGCGGUUUUGAAUUAUUAUCAUAUGAAGACUUAUAUGAAGAAACGUUAUUAGCGCUAAGCCUUCUUAAACCAGACGAAAAUCAAGAUAAUCAAGCCAAGGAGAAGGAACUUCUUACACUUAUGAAUAUUCCUGAGAAAAGCAAUGCUAUUGUUGUAUAUUUUCGUUUUUUGACAAGUGCUUAUAUUAAACAAAACGCCCAUAAAUAUGCACCAUUUCUAGAUGUCCCAAGUGUGGCUGAUGUUUUUACUUUUUGUCAAAAUACUAUAGAAUGCAUUGGAAAAGAAGCGGAUCAUGUGAUGAUCAAUGCUUUAUCCAAAGCACUUCAAGUUUGCAUUAAUAUUUAUUAUAUCGACAGAAGUGAUUCAGAUCAUGCUAAGAAAUAUGAGUUUACUGUAGAAAACGAAAAUCCAAUUACAAUAUGUCUUUUGUAUCGUCCUGGACACUACGAUUUUAUUAUAGAUAAGUAAUUCUAUUCAUUAUAUUUAUGAUCCAUACGUUCUGAUUCUUAUUUAU